AUGUUAGCUGCUGUUUAUAUCGAUACGAUUUUUACAUUGAGCUGUGCAACAAUUUAUACUUGGCUCUAUUUUAUCAUCACAGUUCUCCAUCAGGGCUAUUGUCCAAGAUCUUAUUAUCCAACUGAAAGUGAUUAUAGAGCAACAAAUUCUUCGACUGAUAUCAUUAAAUAUCUCUCCUACUAUGGUACCGGUCCGAAUCUGAUUAUUAUUGAACUGUGCACUGAUAUUCCACGAUACUUAUGUUUAGCUUAUGUGAGUAUUCGAUUACCCAUUAUACUUGUCGGUAAGAUUCAUCAAUAUCGAUGUAAUAAAGAGACUAAUGAAUUGAAGCACACACAAGAAGAACGAUCGUUUUUUAUUGCUGCACAACCAUAUUCCGUUGAAAGUCUUUAUGUAAGAAAUCUUUUCCGUUCUGCAAAUAUACGUUCUCGUGGUCAGUCGUUAAUCGCUCGUCUAAUACCUAAAUCUGUCUAUGAGUGGCAUGAUGAUUUUCGUUUUUCAUCACGUAUUCUCUGUAUCUAUGCAGCUCUUUUUCUCCUACUAUUCUUUAUUACCAUUCAAUUGAUUAUUCAACAAUUACCGAAUCUGCUACAUUGGCAAAUCAUGAUUCAAAUUCGGAUUGGUGCCAUAAAUGCCAACAUAGUCGAUAAUCAAACCAGUAAGCCACAAAACCAGUCAUCAUCUGCUUCGGCCGAUUCAACACUGAAAACUCCAUUUAUCAUCGCUGUUUUUACAGCACUUAUCAUCACUGUCAUUCAAGUAAUGGUCCUAUUAACAAGAAUUCGACGCCAUUUAUUACAAAUAUUUUGUGGCAAUCAUAGCGAAAUAGCGAAAAGAGAAAAUUCAAACAAUAUUUUGUAUGCAACGGGUAAUCUUCAUUUUGCAGGCUUUUUUAUUGGCUAUGCAUUCUGGGGUUAUAUUCUAUGUUUCUUCUUAGCAUUUGUGAUUUAUAUUAUUAUUGAUAAAUUAAUACAAAAUAAUGGAAAAUCAUUUGAACAAAUUCUCAAAGGCAUCAUACCAGUAUUUAUUUUGAGCAUGUUGAAGUUUUAUCUCAAUCUAUUUAUUUCCAAAUAUGUUUUCUUAGAGCAACAAGGUCAAAUUCUUGCCAUUAAGAAUCAUCGUAUAUCAAUAAUUUUACUGUAUUUUAAUUUUUUUCUCGACGCUUUUCUCGGUAUUGUUGCAUCGAUUACGCGUAUCAUCAAUAGUAUUCUAACAACGAUCAUAUAUAUGUCACGUCUCGACUAUUCACCGUUGGGUCGCCAGCGCGAAUAUGGCGAUGCAGGUUUUUGCGCCUAUUCCGGUUUCAUUCAAAUGGAAGCAGUUCAUCGAAAUCCAAUUAUGUUGGCAUUUGCUAGUGUUCUUCUAGUUCAUCAAAGAACGAAACAAAGCAAUCCGUCGUCGAAAGCAAGCAAAAAAUGGCGUUUAGCCGUAUUACUGAUUCGCAAUCCAUCGUUACUUACCAUGCGAAAAGCGAUACUUGCUCAAAAGGCAAGAUAUUUAGCAUUGUUGCAAACAAUGAUGACCUCUGAAUUCGAACUCUCGUCGAGUGUAAACUUUGAAAAUGCAUUGAAGACAGGCUUACAUAGUGAAUAUAUAAGUCAUGGACACGUUUCAUCGAAUAAUCCAGACAUUAUCCUACCCAAAUUAUAA
Molecule: messenger RNA, 1650 nt
Organism: Rotaria sp. Silwood2
Lineage: Eukaryota; Metazoa; Rotifera; Eurotatoria; Philodinida; Philodinidae
Source: the annotation of a GenBank genome assembly